GCCGUUUUUUAUUCGGCGGUUUUAGUCUAUAUAGUAAUCGUCGGAUGAAGGAGCAUGCUAUUUGUUUUUGGUGUCUGCGGUAUAAAUAAACCUGUUUUUUUCGUUGACCCUACGCGAGACAUAUUAAAGUUGCCUGGAUUUUUUUAAUUACAUUUAGAAUGCCAAGAAAACGAGCUCAAUGGUCAGAAGAAGAUCUACGCUCGGCGCUGCAAGCCAUAGCGGACGGAAUGUCCAUCAAAGGUGCUGCCAAGAGUUACAACAUUCCUCGCUCAACGCUAGGUCUUCAUCACAGAACGCAAAAUCCAGUAAAAAAGCUUGGAAGAUCACCGGUGUUAUCUGCAGCACAAGAAAAUGAUCUUGUGGAAAUGAUUCACAGAUUAGCUGAGGUAGGAAUGCCUAUUACUAGCAAGGUUUUAAUGAAAAGUGUGUUUUCUUUCGCUAUAACAAAUCGCAUUCCAAAUCCAUUUUCUAAAGAGUCAAAUAAAGCUGGUAGAAAGUGGCUUAAGUUAUUCUUGUGCAGGCAUCCAGACGUAGCUAGGCGAAAAGCUCAACAAAUGAAUAUGGCUCGAGCCCAAAAAAUGAAUAAAACAAUCGUCGAUGACUACUUUCAUAAAUUGAGAGAUACCAUAGAAAAGCUAAAUCUAUUUGACAAACCUGGUAGCAUAUAUAAUAUUGACGAAAUAGGGUGCAGAUUGACAAUCCAUAAGCAACAAAUUGUUUUUGCUAGAAAGGGAGCAAAACGGGUACAUUUAACCGCACCCGAACACGGAGAAAACGUGUCAAUUGUAGGUUGCGGAAAUGCACUUGGUCAAGCGAUACCACCUUUUGUGCUAUUUAAAGGGCAAAGGUUUAAACCUGAAUGGUCUGAUCACUUGCCCCCUGGCUCAAAAGCUAUUGUCACAAAUAAAGGUAGUAUGACAUGUGAAGCAUUUAUUUCGUGGCUUGACCAUUUCUCUUCAUUCAAAAACCCUGGUCAUACCCUACUAAUAUUUGAAUGAGAUAAAAGUCACCUAGAUAUUUCCAUAGUUGAAGCAGCUAAUCGCAUGGACAUAACUUUGUUUUGUCUUCCUAGCAACACAUCACACGAGCUGCAACCUAUGGAUAAAUCAGUGUUUAAAAGCUUUGAGACAUUUUGGGACCAAGAAGUCCUACAGUUUUUAACAACAAACCCUGGCAUGGCGAUCACCAAAAUGAGGUUUCGACACAUUUUUACUCCAGUUUGGCUAAAAGCAAUGACACCAUCAAACAUUAUCUCCGGUUUUGCAGCCACCGGUAUUUAUCUGUUUAGACCAGACGCUAUACCUGAAGCUGCCUUUGCACCAAGUUUGAUCACCCACAGAGAAGAAGACAUAGUAAACCACAGUACUUCCCAAGAUUUAGCAGAUGUCGUUAGAAGUUCUAGCAAGUCGAUUUAACCCGCAGAUAAAAACGAGGUGAGUACAAGCAGAUAUAAAGUACCAGAAAAAACUAAUAACAAAAAAAAGAAGCACAGAGAAGAAGACAUAGUAAACCACAGUACUUGCCAAGAUUUAGCAGAUGUCGUUAGAAGUUCUAGCAAGUCAAUUGAACCUGCAGAUAAAAACGAGGCGAGUACAAGCGGAUAUAAAGUGCUAGAAAAAACUAAUAACAAAAAAAAGAAGCGCUUAAUUUCUGACUCAAGUAGUGAAUCAUUAUCAGAUUUUAGUCUUCACGAUGACUCACUUGAUGAUGUCUCUAGUGAAGAUGAACCUAUGAAAAGAUCUAAAAGGAGCAGCAGCUCUGAAGAUGGCAGUCCACUAAGAGAAUUAAAAUAUAAACAGACAGGCAAUACGGUUACAAAAGAAACAAAAAAAUGUAUUCGGGGGUCUAACCAAUCUGACUCCAAAUGCUUAAACAGUUCCUUUAAAGAUACAGGAUUGCUGAUAGCACCGGAAAUUAAAUUAUCCACCGUGAAGAGGAAGCCGGCUUUAAACAGCAAAGCCCAGCAAGUUACCAAAGAUUUGUUCGCACCGAAAUCAAAAUUGGUUAAUCCAGUUAAAGUUGUCAAAAAAACAACAAGCAGUGUGUCAAAAAUAUCAAGAAAAGAAGAAUCGUGGUUUUGUUUCCUUUGUAAAGUCUGCAGUAAAGAAGAUAUGCGCUUGUGCAUAGUGUGCUGUCGAUAUGUUCACGAGGCCUGUGUAGGACUAACUACUAACUAGUUGUCAAAGAAACAACAAGCAGUGUGUCAAAAAUAUCAAGAAAAGAAGAAUCGUGGUUUUGUUUCCUUUGUAAAGUCUGCAGUAAAGAAGAUAUGCGCUUGUGCAUAGUGUGCUGUCGAUAUGUUCACGAGGCCUGUGUAGGACUAGCUAAAGAGGACAAAGAAAACUUUAUUUGCCCUCAAUGUUCUUAAGUUAUAUUUAAGAGACAUAUUUAUUAAGUUUAUAUUACUUAAUUGUCUUUUUUUUUCAGAAAAAUGUGUUACUUUUAACUGCAGUUCUGCAGUGCGUAAUAUUGACAUGGGUGGCAAUAAUAGGAGAGCUGUAGUCCUAAUAUUGCCAUUCGUAACCUCAAUAAAAAAGUAUUCUUUAUUUAGUUUCUGUUUAGUUUUUUGAUAUAAUUAAACUAUAUUGUU
Messenger RNA from Diabrotica virgifera virgifera (western corn rootworm), 2590 nucleotides. RefSeq lists its product as uncharacterized. Gene Ontology annotation, molecular function: DNA binding. Bases 159 to 998 code for a protein of 279 amino acids. NCBI's taxonomy places the organism in Eukaryota, Metazoa, Arthropoda, Insecta, Coleoptera, Chrysomelidae. The record is from RefSeq and is a predicted model, not a curated record. The transcript has 2 exons.